AUUGAAGGAUGGCGCGGCGACAAUCAGCCUAUGGCAUUGAGACCAAUGCCAUGACUCUGCAAAGGUUUGUACUCCGAGAGCAGCGGAAACAUCCUUCGGCUACUGGUGACCUCACAAAUCUACUUACAUCAUUGCUUACGGCUUUCAAAGCUAUCUCGAGUGCGGUACACAAAGCUGGUCUGGCUAACCUGUACGGUAUUGCUGGCAACACAAAUGUGCAAGGAGAAGAGGUCAAGAAACUUGAUGUGUUGAGUAACGAACUGAUGAUAAACAUGGUGAGAUCGUCGUACACUUGUUCUGCAAUGAUUUCCGAGGAAAAUGAGCAAAUGAUAGAAGUGGAAGAAAGCAAAAAAGGAAAAUAUAUUGUCACAUUCGAUCCGUUGGACGGUUCAUCUAAUAUUGACUGCUUGGUUUCAAUUGGUACUAUUUUUGGCAUCUGGCGAAAACAGGAUGAUGGACCGGUAACAAAAGCUGAUCUCUUGCAAUCUGGAAGGUCCAUGGUGGCCGGAGGGUAUUGCUUAUAUGGAUCUGCAACUAUGGUCGUGCUCAGCACCGGACGUGGCGUGAACGGAUUCACGCUUGAUCCCACUCUGGGAGAAUUUAUACUAACCCAUCCCAAGAUGCAGAUACCCUCCAAAGGAAAAUACUACAGCAUAAACGAAGGUUACGCAAAACAGUGGCCCAAAGGCCUUGCUGAAUACGUGCAUACGAGGAAGUUCCCUGAGGAUGGCAAGAAAGGAAUGGCACUGAGGUACGUAGGAUCCAUGGUUGCUGACGUUCACCGUACCUUGCUCUAUGGCGGAAUAUUCCUCUACCCAGCAACUGCUGAUGCACCAGAAGGAAAGCUUCGUUAUCUCUAUGAAUGUGCACCAAUGGCCUUCUUGGUAGAGCAAGCUGGGGGAGUUGCUACAACAGGCGAGCAUGAUGUGCUCGAUCAUGUUCCCAAGGACAUUCAUGAACGAGGAAUCAUAUACCUGGGAGGAAAAGAAGAUAUGGAAGAGUUUUUAUCUUACCUCCACAAGAAAUAAGCAGCUCAAAAGUACCAACGGUUUUUGCUCAAACAUCCAUCUCUAACAUGCAUUGCGAGAAUAAAGUAUUUUUCAAUGACUGC
This is a messenger RNA of Cylicocyclus nassatus, 1111 nucleotides long. The record is from the annotation of a GenBank genome assembly. NCBI's taxonomy places the organism in Eukaryota, Metazoa, Nematoda, Chromadorea, Rhabditida, Strongylidae.